AUGUCCACCAACAGGCCAUUCCUCUCCAACUUCUUGGCCGCGUUCCGCGCCCAGUCUACCUUCAAAGCCUCUCAUCAACAACCAACAGGCACAUCCUCUCUCUCCCCUUCCUCUCUCACUCAGAGCGCCCGCGCCAUAGCCACAAAAGCUGCAGGUUCCAGCUCCAGUCCAUCCUCAAAUCCCACCUCAUCAGGAAACCCAUCCACAUCCACAUCCCAUUCGCAUUCGCAUUCGGGUGGAAAUACCAUCCCACAGGGACCUGCAUCUGCAUCUACGUCUUCACCACCCACAGCAUCUCAGCCUCAGCACCACUCCCACCAUUAUCACCAUACCUCUCCCUCCUCUUACUCCGCAGAGACAUCUCCACCCCCGACACCAUCUUCAUCGACACCGAUCCCAAUCAAUCGUGGAGCGGGAGAUCGCCAGCGUCGUGGGAGUGAUAGUUCCAGUGGUUCUGGUGGCUUCCGCGAUGCGUUGGGACCGGAGAAGUGGUAUAUCGGGGGAAAAACGCCUGCGGGUGAGGAACGAUUUUAUCGGUUGGGAAUGGUGACAAAAGGUGGGGGGAGACUUGGGGGUGGGGGGCGAGUGGGGAGUAUUGAUCAGUUAAGUCUGUGA
Molecule: messenger RNA, 615 nt
Organism: Penicillium verhagenii
Lineage: Eukaryota; Fungi; Ascomycota; Eurotiomycetes; Eurotiales; Aspergillaceae
Exons: 1
Coding region: 1-615 (204 amino acids)
Source: RefSeq, a predicted model, not a curated record